Cinara cedri is the source of this 3797-nucleotide messenger RNA. Lineage: Eukaryota; Metazoa; Arthropoda; Insecta; Hemiptera; Aphididae. The record is from the annotation of a GenBank genome assembly.
UAUUUUUUAGUUACAUUUUAAAACAAAAACAGCUUUAUCAUUAUUCAUCAAUACUCCAACGUCUAUCCAUAGCAAAAUACUAUUGGUGAUUGCUCAUAUUUUGACAAAAAAAAUCUAAUAAAAUUAAAUUCUGUUGUUAAAAAAUUAAAAGUUUAAGACCUAAACUUGAUUUUAAUCAUCAUAAAUAAUAUUUUAUAUUGUGUAGUAAAUUUUAUUAUCCAAAAUGCCUGACUAUUUAGGUGAUGAAAUGAGAAAGGUGAAGAAAGAUGAGCCCGAAAAAGAAGAAACUAAAGAAAUCAAGUGUAAGUUUUAAAAAAUAAUAAUUCCUUAUACUUGUAACAGAAAAUUUUCUUUUAAAACAUCAAAUCGAGUGUUCUUCUUAAAUUCCAUACUAUUAAAGUAUAAUUAAGUUAGUAUAAUGAAUGAGAUAUUUAUAAAAUGUCAAAGCUAUUUCCCCUUUUUUUCUCACUAGUUUUACUAAAUACCUACUAUAGUUGAAGACUGAGGAGAAGAAUAUGAAGACAAUGUAUAAUAAACUUUAAUGAGUUAAAGUAAUCUACUAUGUCCCUUGGGGAUACGUCACAUAAUGGAAUAUAUAAAACUAUAUUUAAAAAAAGAUUAUAUUUAUCAAAUGUUUUUUAUAAAAUGUUUAAUAUAAUUUACUUAUUUUUUGAUAGUUAAAAGUUACAUAAACUGUUAAUAACUAACUUUCUUAAUAUUGAUAUACAUUAUUGUUGUAUUAGGUAAAUAAAAUUUAUUUUUAUUUUGACUUAUUAUUUGAUUUUAUCACUUUUUGUGAUAAAUAAGUCAAAUAUAUGAUUACUGUAAAUAUAUUAAAUUAAUAUUUUUAUUAUUUAGCUUUGGACGAAGAAGAUAUUGCAUUACUUAAGACUUAUGUGAGUAGAUAUUAUUAUUUUCUCAAAUUCAUAAAUUAACCUAUUAAUUAAACCAAUUUGGUUACUAAACCAAUUACAUAUUAUUAUAGAAGUCUCUAUUUUGAAAUGUAUAGGGCCAAGGUCAAUGGACAAUUAAUGUUAAAGCUGUUGAAGAUGACAUUGAGAGUAUUAAAAAACGUAUUAAUGAAUUAACUGGAAUCAAAGAAUCUGAUACAGGAUUAGCACCACCUGCAUUUUGGGAUUUAACUGCUGACAAACAGACUCUUCAAAAUGAACAACCAUUACAAGUAGAUAUAAUUUUAUUAUUAUUAUUUUUUUUUUUUUUUUAAAUUAAAGUUCAAAUUUUAAAGGUUGCGAGAUGUACAAAAAUUAUAAAUGCUGAUUCUGAUGAUCCUAAAUACAUUAUUAAUGUGAAACAAUUUGCCAAGUUUGUUGUUGAUCUUGCAGAUUCUGUAGCACCAACUGACAUUGAAGAAGGAAUGCGUGUUGGGUAAUUUUUUUUAUAGUUAAAUUGUAUAUUAUAAUAUAUUGUAUCUAAUAUUUAUUUUGAUUUUCAUGCAGAGUUGAUCGUAACAAAUAUCAAAUUCAUAUUCCAUUGCCACCGAAAAUUGAUCCAACUGUAACUAUGAUGCAAGUAGAAGAAAAACCUGAUGUGACUUAUUCAGAUGUUGGUGGAUGUAAAGAUCAAAUUGAUAAACUGCGAGAAGUUGUUGAGACACCAUUAUUGCAUGUUGGUUAUAUAUAUUUAAAAAUAUUUUACUCGACUGAUGUUUAUAAAAUUAUGUUAAUUGUGACCUGUUACCAUCUUAUAAAAUUUAUACUAAGUCAAAUUAUUCAUCAGUAUAAAAUCCAUUUUUAUAUUAUAAUAUAUACUUAGGUAUAUAGUUAUUUUUAUUAAACUUAACAAUUACUCCGGCAAUAACCUUUCAAUUACAUUAUGUACGUUUUGAUAAAUUUAUAAUAGGUAGGCCCAGUGAGAUUGAAAAUACAAAAAAUUCAUUUUUGAAAAUAUUAGUUGGUGUGAUAAUUGUAUUAAAUUUCGUUGUCUAAUUUGGGUGAUUCAAGGGAGGAUUUUUUAGUCUUCAAUUUGAAGGUUUAAAAAAUGUCCCGUUCUGUUGACUCUUUUCUUCUUUGUAUAUUAGAUAUAUUAAUAGUAUAACAGUUAUAAUUUGUAAAUGUUUACAGAUAGUUGGGAUAUCAUAAGUAGCAUAUAUAAUAAGGUUUUGUUCCCAAUUAGGUAUUUAAAAGAUUGUUUGAUCUAGCCUGAAGUAUUGCCAGAUAUGUACAAAUAAUACACAUUGUUUUUAGUAUUAGAAAUUAGUGAUGAUUUAGGAAUUUGAGUUGCUAUACAUGUCUAUUUUUUGAGUUUGCUAUUUCAUUUCCCUAAUUUGGCAAUGAUCCGGUAUUCAAAUGAAAUGUAUUUAUUAUCAACAAUUUGUUUGUUGCAUAUUUUAUGGAGAUUUUAGUUAAAAAUUAAAAAUACUUUAUAUUUGGUUAUUUUAAGUGUUAACAUCUAUAUAAAUUACUAGCUAGGUAUAUUAUUAUAUUGAUUAUUAAUAUUAUGUUUAAAUUUCAGCCUGAAAAAUUUGUGAAUUUGGGAAUUGAACCACCUAAAGGAGUGUUGUUGUUUGGACCACCAGGAACUGGUAAAACUUUAUGUGCUAGAGCAGUUGCAAAUCGUACAGACGCUUGCUUCAUUAGGGUUAUUGGUUCAGAGCUUGUGCAGAAAUAUGUGGGGGAGGUAAAAUUGAAUAUUAUAUUUAUGUAUAUACUAUAUAUAUUGAAAAUAUUUUUCAUUUCACUGAAUAGAGUAGUUUAUAUAACUUUUCAUCAUGAUAGCCCGAUUUUCUUAAAUAGUUAUGAUCUUGAUUAUAUUGCCUAUUAAUAUUUGUUUUUUUUUUUUUAAUUUUUAGGGUGCACGUAUGGUAAGAGAAUUAUUUGAAAUGGCACGAAGUAAGAAAGCUUGUUUGAUAUUCUUUGAUGAAAUUGAUGCGAUUGGUGGUGCCCGUUUUGAUGAUGGUGCUGGUGGUGAUAACGAAGUACAACGUACUAUGCUGGAACUUAUUAAUCAAUUAGAUGGAUUUGAUCCUAGGGGAAACAUUAAAGUCUUAAUGGCCACAAACAGACCCGAUACAUUAGACCCAGCAUUGAUGAGACCAGGACGUCUCGAUAGAAAAGUUGAAUUUGGUUUGCCGGAUUUGGAAGGUCGUACUCACAUUUUCAAUAUACAUGCUAGAGCCAUGAGUGUUGAACGAGAUAUUCGUUUUGAGUUACUGGCUAGAUUAUGUCCGAAUAGUACUGGUAAUGUAUUUGCUUUAUACAAUAAAAUUAUAUUAUUAUCUACAGUAAUAUGUACAGUUUAGUUGUAUUAUAUAUUUAAUACAAUUUAACAUUAGUAUUAAUAUUAAACAUAUAUUUAUAUUUGAAGUAUUUCUAAACAAAUAAAUCAUAAUUAUUGUGAAAAUAACAUUUUUAUAAUCAAUAUUUCUUCAUUCUAACAAAUUUCUUAUAAUAUGUGUUAGAUAUUAUAGUUACAUUGUAUAAAAUAUUAAAAUUGAUUUAUUUUUUGUGAUAUUUAGGAGCUGAAAUAAGAUCAGUAUGCACUGAAGCUGGUAUGUUCGCUAUUAGAGCUCGGAGAAAAGUUGCUACUGAAAAAGAUUUUCUUGAAGCUGUAAAUAAGGUUAUCAAAUCGUAUGCCAAGUUCUCGUCAACUCCACGUUAUAUGACCUACAACUAAUGUAAAAUUUAAUUAUUUGUAUUUUGAUUCAUUAUAAAUUUAAAAUAAAUUCAGUAAUGUUCACUUAAAAAAUGUAUAAAGUUAAACAAAAUACAUAUUUGUUGUUUAAUUUUUUUUAAAUUAUCUAUUGCAUUAUAUAGAGAAUAUAAAUUCACAAAUAUAUC